AUGAUGGACAUUCGCAGGGCAACGCGCGAAGACAUCUUCGAUCUCCGUGCACAAAUUCAUACCGACUCUCCUAACCGCAUGAUUUCCACAACGUCCCCAACCGCCGAUGACUCUGAACAUUCCGUCCUCGAAGAUGACUCUGACGGCGAGAUGGACCGUGACGACUACAUAGAAGACGACGACAUCAUGGACGACGACGACGACGGGUCAUCUUCGCUAUCCAUUCCCAACGAAUCUAUCGACUUCGACCUUGUUUAUUCUCUUCAUAGCUUUGCCGCUACUGUCGAAGGCCAGGCCAAUGUUGUCAAGGGGGACUCCCUCUUUUUAAUGGACGACAGCAACAGUUAUUGGUGGCUUGUCAGGGUUCUCAAGACUCAGGAGGUCGGGUACAUUCCCGCUGAGAACAUUGAAACUCCAUUUGAACGGUUGGCCAGGUUGAAUAAACAUAGGAAUAUCGACCUGGCAUCUGCAACUCAGGCUGAACUUCAAGACGGUCUAUUACAGUCUCAAGAUCGUCUCCGUCAAAACAUCAACAACUCUCGGCAAGGCCGCACAGAGUCUCCAUCUCAAACACGCCUUGAAAAGACCAAGACCGUUGAUUUCAACGUCGACCGCAGUUUCCACCGCUAUCCACCUGCAGUAUGGCGUUUUGAAGAAGAUAUGGACGAAUUUGACUACGAAGACGAAGAGGAGUAUGACGUCGGUGAAUAUUAUGAGGAAGACCCAGUGCUGGCAGCUGAGAAGGCGGUUGAGAAGGAGGUGUUGGAUCGGAUAAACGCGAAAAGUGAACCGGAGGCGGAGUCUGGUGCACACCACUCACCGUUAGCGGAGCCUGACGAUGAACUGAAGUGGGACGACGCUGCAGCAGAGGAGUUGAGAGCACAACAAAUGGCACAGCGUCAACAGUCCCAGCUACCACCGCAACAGCAGCUAGUAAGAGCCUCGCCAUCACCCACCCGAAAUGGGAUUACUGAACAACAACGCGUGUCACCGACCUCUCACUCCCCCACCGGCUCAUCCAAUUCUACUACUCCGUUGUCUAUAUCUACUGGCCAGAACGGGCAACGUCGCCUCGUUACGGAUCCCUUCUCCGAAUUCGACAGCAGCCCGAACAGUGUCAAUCCAUCGUCGCCCUCAAAUUCGUCCAGCACCCACGAGACGGUCAAGUUAACUAUGACACCGACCAUUGUACGGGAGGAUGUAUUUGAGGGACAACAAGUUGCGACUUAUUCUAUUGAUGACAGAAAGAGGCGAGUUGACGAUGAAGACAAUCCUGCGGCUGAGGAUCCCAGGAAACGAGCAAAAGGAGUAGUCAGUCCCGUCUCCUCCGCUCCAGUCAAGUCAGCCCCAACAACUAGUGGAGGAAAAUUGCGCAAAGAGAGAGAUCGCUCUGACUCGACAACCCGUUCUAUAGAUUCUGGAUCAGGGUCUGUAGAGGACGACUCGUUAGGUAAAGAUAAAGAUGGGAAGGAGAAGAAGAAGAAAUCAAGCAUGUUUGGUGGGCUGUUCACUCGAAAGAAGGAUAAGAAGGAGGGGUCGAAGGAUCUCAGGGAUACACCCGGUGGAAAAGAUACCAAAUCCUCAGUAUCCAUGGAAGCCGAUAUCAUUGUCGGACCCAAUAAUGCAGGAAGAGUUUCAGAAGAAAGUGGUCGACGACCUUCUGGGAGCAGUGUUGUAGUAAGUGUUGAGAGUGGCAUGGUUUCGCCCACGACCGCUAUGGCUAUGCAGCAGCAGCAGCCACUCAUUGUACCUUCGACGCCCCCUCAAAAUCACCAAUCAGCAGGCUUGACCGCGGGGUCGACUUCGUUCGGAUCCCUGAGCUCGGCGAUAUCUUCAACUUCAACUCCUCCUUCAUCUCUAACAUCUUCUCCGGCUGCUCAAAUCCUGAGACAGAAAGAUCAGGCUCAGCAAGCCUUAUAUCAGCAAUACUUGAAUCGGUCCCCCGCAACCCCUCCAGACCUAGUACCCAACUAUGGGCUGCAGAGUGCCAGUGUGGUUAAUACUGGUGGGAGGUGGGGUCGGGAUCGAGACGCUACCUCCGCUGCUCAAUCCCAGUCGAGUGGCCUUGCACCCCCGAUGCAACGACAAAGACCCGGAUCGUUGAUUCUGACGCCUGAGGCAUUAGCAUCACAUCCGAUUUCGUCCAUAAACGUGACCUCACCUUCGUCUGCGACGCCAUCUUCUGCAGCAGCUCAGGGAGGUCAGCCCAUAACAGAGCUCUCCGUCGUCAGGAUCUUUGCAGGCAGAGGGCUCGAGGAGGAGACCGAGGCAACCUUCAAGACCGUUUUGCUGAACUCGCAAACUAGCGCGAGCGAGCUGGUCGGUCAGGCUGUGCAAAGGUUUCGACUUAAUGUACCCAACGGGGAUGGUCAUUCAACGGAUGAGGAGGAGGAGGAUAAUGAUGAGCCUCAUGUUAAGAAGGCGAAAAUGACGGGCCCGAGUUGUUUUUACUAUUUGACAAUCAAGCAGAUCGAAGGUGGAGCAAGCGUCAAACUGAAAUCGGAUGAGAAACCACUGGUUGUUUUCGAGUCGCUCGUUGAGGAUGCCAGAAUCGUGCGCGAAGAAAGGGAACGGGAGGAACGGGAGCGUGAAUUAGCUUCAAGAAGCGGGGGUGUCAUGGCGACACCCAAGGUCAAAAGAAGUAGCGUUGGAUCUAUCAGCUCUGUGGCGAGUAAUCUGAGCAUGCAUCCUGCGAUCAAGAAAUUACCUAUGAAUGAUUUCACCGAUGAUUCGGCGGUCAAGUUUUACCUGCACAAGAAAGGUGUCUAUCCCGAGGAAGAUGAAGAGUAUGAUGAGUUGGCAGCUUAUCAGAGGUAUAGUACGGAGGAAGAAGACGAGACCAUGGUUGCCGCUGAUACCUCUAUCUCGAGUAAUACGGGAGAUUCUGACUCUGGAGGAUUCUUGUCGCCAUCUGGCCCUGGUUCGAGCAGACACCUAGCACCAUCCCACCCUGCGUUAGAGAGACUCUCUUCCCCCUUGAAGUUUGCUCUGCAACUUGUCAUUCAUCCAGAAGACCUUCCUGACGACAUGGUGUUUGAUACUGUUACGGAGGCUAUUGUCUUCAAAGGCACUCACAAAGAUCGGGAGCGGGACUCAAGAAGACAUUCCCACGCUUCAUCCGUUUCCAAUACUUCCGCAACGAAUUCAUCCAUCCCUCAGAAUUUCCGGAGAAAAGUUUUCGUUUUCCCGAGGAAUGUCACCGUCGCUGAAGUCAUUGAGUUGGGUCUGGAGAGAUUUGGAAUAUUAGAGGGUGUGGUCGAUGGCGGUGACGAGGUGGAGGAUAAAUGGACGAAGCGUAGGAGUAGUGCUGCCCGGGUAAGGUAUGGGUUGACCGCGAUUAUGGGUGACUCUGAAAGGGAAUUGUCUCCAGCAAGCCGUAUCAUUGAUGCCUAUCCCCGUCCACCGACUUUCCGCACCACAGAUCGCGACAAGCGCUCUAAAGAUUUCCACCGCCGGUCGAUGGAUUCUACUCAAAUACUAGGAAAUAUGGACGACUUGUCCACGGACGAUCCUGUGUUUGUCUUGAGGCGAGCCACAUCUUACAGAACUUCUACCAACAAGAAUCGGAUGUCUGCCCCCUUGGAUGAACUCGCGCUCAAAAACCUACAUCAGCAGAUGAACCGGGACUCGAUAGCUUCAUCUACCCGAUCUGGGGGAACGGAUAGUGCUCCCAUCUCGCCUAUGGGUGCAGGUGGGUUUGCUGAUCAACAGGCGAAGAAAAAGGAGAUCAUCGCGGCUCAGAGAGAAGCUUUCAGGGCUACGCAACGUGCUAUGUUAUCUGCCCAAGCCAACUCUCUCCGUGGUGUUGACGUUCUCUUACCAGGGAACGCCAGACUCCGUAGUGCUCGCGUUGAUAGCGAUGAUAACUUGCGGUACUCCUAUGUUGAACCCGAUGGUGAAGCAUACGAUAUCAGUGAUAUCGUGGAAGAGGAAUGGCACGCUGGGGAUCAACAUCGGCGUGAGAAAGAUAAGAGAGAUUUGUUAGAGGGCGUUGUGACGGGGCGGCCAGGCGCUAGCGAGAAGCUGGAUAGAAUCCUGGGAAGGAUAAAGAAAGGAAAACCUGGUCUCAAACCCUCCGGUCAAGGAACUCAGCAAGGAGGUUUUGUUCGCACUGCAUCACCGUCAUCUCAGUAUUCUCUGGAUGAAACCGUCGAAGCCUAUGGACGAUCACGUUCUGUAACACCUGCUGGUUCUAUGGCUAGUGUCACGGCGGGACCCAAGGUGGUUGGACAGGUAAAACGUUCACCUUCUCCGGCAUCUACUGUGGGUGGAAGGCUUUCACCCUCCGGUCUGCGUCCAGGCACAGUCACUCCUACUGGCGCUGCCGGUCAACGACCAGAUGCAAGGCGAAAUCCUUCGAUCGCAUCGGUCAUGUCAGACUUAUCAGGUUAUGCAACGGCUGCCUCGCAACCAAUGACGCCCUCUCCAGUUGAGUACGAGCCGCCACGCUCGAUAACAAGUACCCCAAAGCCGCAAGGGCGACACCAGCGUCCAAAACCUGCCAGUCCCAAUACCGGGAAGAAGGCACCUAUUGGGCGGCCGUUCAUACCGAAGGAUGACUUUGGUGUCUCACAGAUGAUGGCAAUCAUUGAGUACAGAGCGAGCAAAGGUGUCAUUCGCCACACCCCGGCAACUCGUGAUCCAGUGGAGGAGAUGUUAUUUGGGAAGCCAAUAGAUCUUGCAAGCUUACAUCCCGCGAUUAGAGAUAUCUACGCCGAUUCGUUUAGAGAAUUGGAUGAAGUGGACAAAUUCUUAGACGAAGAACUGCUACGUGUUCAAGUUGCAAGACAGUCAUGA
Messenger RNA from Marasmius oreades (fairy-ring Marasmius), 4797 nucleotides. RefSeq lists its product as uncharacterized. The record is from RefSeq and is a predicted model, not a curated record. Gene Ontology annotation, biological process: establishment or maintenance of actin cytoskeleton polarity. Gene Ontology annotation, molecular function: protein binding. Gene Ontology annotation, cellular component: cell tip; microtubule cytoskeleton. Bases 1 to 4797 code for a protein of 1598 amino acids. NCBI's taxonomy places the organism in Eukaryota, Fungi, Basidiomycota, Agaricomycetes, Agaricales, Marasmiaceae. The transcript is spliced from 4 exons.